Oreochromis niloticus (Nile tilapia) is the source of this 2927-nucleotide messenger RNA. RefSeq names its product myelin-associated glycoprotein. Lineage: Eukaryota; Metazoa; Chordata; Actinopteri; Cichliformes; Cichlidae. The coding region runs from base 1 to 1338 and encodes 445 amino acids. The transcript has 9 exons. The record is from RefSeq and is a predicted model, not a curated record.
AUGGGUAUCAAAGCUGGAGCCUAUCCCAGCUACCACAGGGAGAGAGGCACCUCUGGACAGAUGCGGCAAAGAGAAGAAGAGAUGAAUCCUUUAGAGUGGAUUUUGUUUUUCAUAUGCGUUUGCUUCAAAGUUACUCAAACAAAAGCCUCAUCUUGGACCACUGAUGUGCCAUCCUCAGUUAAAGGUCUCCGUGGCUCAUGUGUGGUCAUCCCAUGCUCUUAUGACUACCCAGCUGGAGAAGACCAAAAAGUCAAUGUAUUCACAGGGAUUUGGAAGACCACUGAGAGAGACCAAGUCAUCUAUCAUCCAACUGAAUCUAAAAUUCUGGAGCAACAUAGGAGACGAACAAACCUAGUGGGAAACAUCAGAGAGAAGAACUGUUCUCUGAUGAUUCAAAACCUUCAAGAACCUGAUGGGGGGUCUUUUUAUUUCAGGAUAGAACUUAAAGGAUACGCUAAUUUUUCCUAUUUAACUAAAAAAGUUGUUAUUUCAGUGACUGAUGAACCAAACCCCAUCAGUUUAUCUAUGAAAGAAGAGGUAAAGGAGGGUGAAAAUGUGUCUGCUUCCUGCUCUGUGUCUCACUCCUGCCCCACAUAUCCACCUGAUUUCCACUGGAGUCACUCUGGAGAGCGACAUGAUCAAACACAGAAGCUUCAUGAAGGCCAGUGGAAUUCAACAUCUACUCUGACCUUUCGCUCAAACCGCACUGAUCACAACAAACCUUUACAAUGCAGUGUUACAUACCACGGUGGAAAGCAGCGGGAACAAUACAAGAUCAUUAAAAUAAAAUAUGCCCCUGACAUUAAGACUUCUUCUAAGUGCUCCUCAUAUGAUGGCAUAGUAACAUGUGAGUGCAUCAUAGAUUCUGAGCCUCCCAGCACGGUCCUUUUUGUUCUUGGUGACAAAGUGCUGCAAAGCAGCAAAGUAGAGAAAAAUGGCUCUGUUACUACUGAAAUUCUGCAGGUAGACUUUGGGUCUUUCAAGUUUGUGCACUGCCUGGCAAACAACAUGCUGGGAAAUGCUAACCUCAUGCUUUCAUUAUCUGAUAAAGACAACAUGCAAAUUAUUCUUAUUGCCUCUGGGGCAGGUGUGAUUUUGUUGAUCAUUUUGAUAGCCACAGGAGUGGGAGUUGAAAAAUGGACUAAAAAAUCAGGAGCAACACAAACGUCUGACACGAGCACCAUGAGGUCAGAUGGACCUGUGGAGCUCCGUAGUUCUGCCCCAACAAAAAGGAACGAGGACUAUGACAAUGUCCACUGCAAUGACCUUUACAACAGUGAUCAUGUAUAUGGCAACACAGGGAGUGAUUCGGCUGAGCAAGUAUAUGCCAAUGUGUAACCUGUGGAAGACCAGCUGCCAUGUGUCUCAGAUAAGAGUCAGGGAAAUGUGAAAAGAUCCUAGUCCUAUUUUUAUCUUGUCGAACUUAAGUAUUAUAUUCCAGUUUUUCUAUUUUCUGUCAUUCAAAUUUCUUUGUAAAACAUAGUCAGUAUAUAGGAAAGGCCAAUUUGUGCUUUGCCUUGAUGUGAUAUGCUUUGAAAAUUUACCAUUUCAAUAUUUGUUGACCAGUGAAUAUGUUUAAUAAGUGUUUGAUUAUUAUUAAUUUUGUUAUUAAUUAGCCAGUAACAACAGAGGAUGUGCCUUUUGUCUUUAUGAGAAUGACAAAACACGUAACUCUUAAUGUUUUAACCCGAGUAAAUAUAUAUAUAGAAAUAUAUGUGGAAAUAUAAUCUGUAAAUGUAUGUUAGAAAUAUUGUUCUUUGUGUGUGCUACAUGAAUAUGUGGCAUCAGCAUUAACACCUUCACAGAUAUGGGUAACCACAUGUCCAAAUUUAAUGUGGGAUUACACUGAAUUUUUAUCUCCAUCCAUCCAUUAAUGCAUUUUCAACCACCCUAGGUGGCAGGACAAAAUGUGACAUUUUGGCCUCUGGAUUUCCAGGCCAUACUCGGCACAGAUUUAUGGCACUCCAUGUACACACAUACAAUCUACAUUCAAUCUAUAUUCAGCAACAACUUCAUUAGAUACACCUGUUAGAUUAGAUACACCACGACUCAUCAGGCCUCCAGUCACCAGAUCUCAUUAUAGAGUCCUUGGGAUGUGUUUGAAAGGCAAAUUUGGACUGGAAGCUGUGACACAAGACUCAAUUUUCUAUUUGUUGCAAGAAAACUUCUGACAGUGUGCUACUGUGCUUCCUCUUUCAUAGAUAUUUGAACAAAAAGUUUGAAGUAAUGUGAUUGAAAACACCAAAGUAAUGCUGGACAGUAUUGAGAAAAGUGACCAAUCUAGAGCUGUGACUGACAAAAGUGCAAAUUGUUUUAAUGAGUUGUCAGCUGCAAGUGAGAAAUGCAACACAAUGAAAAAUAUAUGUAGCAGCGAAAUCGUAGUUGUUUCUAUGAGAAUGUCUGAUGUGGGUGAGGAAAUAUGUUAGUGAUUUGAGAACUGGUGAAGACCAGUGAGAAUGAAUAUUCUGCUGUGAGAAUUGAGCCAAAGCGAUUGAGUAAAACUGUAAUGCCUUCUGUGUGGAGAAGAGUUAUCGAACUGAAUUCAGUUUGAAUUCAACAGAACAGAUCUUCAGUUGUGAUGAGUGAAGGGGUAACAGCAAAUAGUCCAUGUGGUGCUAGUACAGCUUUGUGAAGGCUUCUUUGUCCAAUCUCUCUUCAGAAGGCAGCUGUCUCUCUGAACUUAUGAAGAGGAAAUGAGACCAGUUCUUUUUAGAAUUGAUCUAUUUAAAAUAUACUGGGUCAGAGGUUUUUGAGCGUGCAAAGAAGUGUGAAAACAAAUCAUGCAACACAACAUGUCAUUUGACUGUAUGCUGGCAAGUAAGUAAAAGAAAUCCAGUGCUGACACCUCUGCACAAACAAUAUGAGGUCCAGUCUUUGUUGUUAUAGAUUAAAAUGAAUUUUGUACAAUAAAAAUAAAAAUAUGUUUA